ACUCGAGGUUGUUCCUCGCCAUUCCCGUCACUUAUCUCUCUGCGCAGCUGCCGUCUUCGGAAGGGAGGACUAGCGGCAGCUCGAAACCCUAGCUGGUGCGGCCGCCGGCGGCGGCGAUGGCGGCGGUACGGUCGUCGACGCGGAGGGAUCCCUUCGCCGCCGCGGGGGAGGGCGGCGGCGGCGGUGGCUCCGCCACGCGCGGACGGGCGUCAGAUGGCUCGGGCGGUGGAAGCAGCCUCCGCCGGUCAAGGAGCCUGAGCAGGUUCCCGCCGCCGUCUCCGUCUCCGGAUGACGCGCCUACGCCCUCAUCGAGAUUCGUGAACAAGGUGCGGGGCGGAGGUCUGGCAGGGGGCUUCCCGGAGAUCAGCCUCGACGACCUCGCGGACGAGUUCUUCAGGGCUAGGGUGGAGUCUGAGGAUGAUGACGAGGAGGUGCGGUCGCGCGGGGAGGAAUCGCGUGGCCGUCUCAGGUUCCCGGCGACCGCAGAGAGGGGCUGCGGCGGCCGGCGGAGCUCCACCGCGCGGUACGCUAGGGAAACUGAAUCGUCGAGGCAGCGCGAGCGCUCGGUGUCGCGGCCGCCGGCCGAGCGGCGUGGCGGAGCUGCCGCAGCUGAAAAGGGUGGCGCUGACGUGAGGAGGCAGAGGUAUGCUUCGGUGGACCGGCGUGCUUCGAUUGGUCGGCAACGAUACACAUCAGUGGACCGCCGUGGCUCCAUCGACCGGCAGCGUUGGUGUGAUUCAGAUAAUGAUAUGGACUUCCCUCACCGGUCUGGUUCUAGGGGAAUAAAUACCAAAUCCAGCAGUGGCAAUAGCCUGCAGCAUUCGUUCAAUAAGUCAACUAAAAUAAAUCAAGCUCUGAAGAGGUCUACAAGUCAAAAGGAUUUCGUACAUAUACGAGAUAGCGGCUCAAGCCAUUCUUCACUUACUGACGAUGAAUCUAGGGACACUCACUCUUUUCAUAGCAGAAAUCACAAUGGAACUCGGGCAGUUUACACCCAGGAGAAGCCAAUUGAUGAUGAAGAUUCAAAUGUGCUGUAUGAUGUGAUGCGUAAAGAAGUCAGGCAAGCUGUUGAAGAAAUCAGAACUCAGCUUGAAAAGGCUGUGACAAAAUCUGAACCUUCAGAAAAGGCAAACAGUGAUGAUGCACAACCAGCCGAGGUUAUUGGUGAGCUGCGUAGGAGCUACACUAGCAAAUUGGAAGAGUCGGAGAAGAGGAAGCAGGAAUUACUUGCUCAAUUGGCAGCUGAAGAACAACGUGGUCAUCAACUCACAAAAAUAGUUAAGGAAUUACUGCCUACUACUAAGAAGAUCGUGAAAUCGGAAAGGCAGCCACAACGAAGAAGAAGAAGCAAUGAUAGAGCGAGGAUGUCAAAAUGCCUUACUGAAGAGGCUGAGCUCUACUUUGAAGAUUUCUUGUCAAAUGUUGAAGAUACUGAUUUCUCAUCGUUUGAUGGUGAAAGAAGUGACACAAGUUCAACUAGACGAGAUGUUGUACUUCAUGCUAUGGUGGAAGCUCCUGUAGCCCUUCCAAAAGUUGUGCCACCUCCCUUGUCAGAUGGUGUUGUUCUUCCCUGGCUGCAAUGGGAAACUAGCAACGAUCUACAUGCCUCCCCAUGCACAGUCAAGACACAGGACGCAAGCACAGCAUGCAGCACCAGCAAUCCCACCAUGAGUAGCCGUGGGAGCUGGAGCCCUGGAGACCAUGAUAGUUCAGCUGGCUCCAAGGAUGGACUACUCCCCAGGUUCGACGAGGCGGCGACUCACCGAAGCAGCUGCCUUGAUAAUAAUCGAAGCAAGUCGUUCCAUAUGGAUGACUAUCUGCAUCUUCAGAGGAGCGAGGAUCUCCUCUUCGAGCGAUUGAAGCAGAAGCAAAGAAUUGACUAUGGGGGCCUAACCUUAUGCGGUAGACCAACAAUAAUGUAGAUUAUUAUGGCUUAGGAUUCCUCUGCUCUGUAGUCUGUAUCGGUGGAACAUAUGUAGCGUGUGCCCAAUUGGUUAGUUGAUUGGGUUGAGUUAGGCCAAUAAGCAUGCAGAUUUAGUCAUUUAGAAUGUCUUGCCAUGAUUUGGUGCUUGGCCCUGUAUAGAUCAUCUAAUUUUGGCCUCAAUUGUUGAGUCGACUAUGUCUUAACCAAACUGGACGCCCAAAGUCCUGGAACCAAUAUACGAUUUAUUCAAGCAGUGUACGAAUAACAGUAACUGGUAAAAAUA
Brachypodium distachyon (stiff brome) is the source of this 2207-nucleotide messenger RNA. RefSeq lists its product as uncharacterized. NCBI's taxonomy places the organism in Eukaryota, Viridiplantae, Streptophyta, Magnoliopsida, Poales, Poaceae. The transcript is spliced from 8 exons. The record is from RefSeq and is a predicted model, not a curated record. The coding region runs from base 117 to 1922 and encodes 601 amino acids.